Messenger RNA from Colletotrichum chrysophilum, 1086 nucleotides. RefSeq lists its product as uncharacterized. The transcript is spliced from 3 exons. Gene Ontology annotation, molecular function: pyridoxal phosphate binding. Bases 1 to 1086 code for a protein of 361 amino acids. Gene Ontology annotation, cellular component: mitochondrion. The record is from RefSeq and is a predicted model, not a curated record. NCBI's taxonomy places the organism in Eukaryota, Fungi, Ascomycota, Sordariomycetes, Glomerellales, Glomerellaceae. Gene Ontology annotation, biological process: GABA catabolic process.
AUGUACUAUGCGGAACUGCUGGAGACCGGCAUUCUGAAAGCCGCCCCCAAAGGUCUGAACCAGGUCUUUACUGCCACAACCGGCUCCGAUGCGAACGAGACAGCGUACAAGGCGGCCUGCAUCUGGAAAGGAACACAAGAGCGUGGUGGGGCCGACUUCAGUGCUGCUGAGCUGGAGUCCGUCAUGGUGAACCAAGCACCUGGCGCCAAGAAGUACUCCAUUAUGUCGUUCCAGAAGGGCUUUCAUGGUCGCCUGUUUGGUAGCUUGUCGACGACGCGAAGCAAGCCUAUCCACAAGCUCGACGUACCAGCAUUCGAUUGGCCCGUUGCACCUUUCCCUCAGUUGAAGUAUCCUUUGGACCAGUUCGCUGCAGAGAACGCGGCUGAAGAGAAGAGAUGCCUCGAAGAGACAGAGCGUUUGUUGGAGGAGGCCAAGCAGACAGUUGCGGCAGUCGUCGUCGAGCCUGUUCAAUCAGAGGGCGGCGACAACCAUGCCUCGCCAGCUUUCUUCCAGGGUCUCAGAGAGCUUACGAAGCGCAAGGGCGUCUUGCUGAUUGUUGAUGAGGUGCAGACUGGUGUCGGAGCGACUGGAAAAUUCUGGGCUCAUGAGCACUGGAACUUGUCCUCGCCGCCGGAUAUGGUGACCUUCUCCAAGAAGGCCCAGGCUGCAGGCUUCUACUUUGGUGAUGCUGGUUUGAGGCCGGAUAAGCCUUACCGUCAAUUCAACACUUGGAUGGGCGACCCUGUCCGAGCGCUGUUGUUCAAGGCUAUUUACGGAGAAAUCCAGAAGAAUGGCCUAGUUGAGCACACUGCAAAGGUUGGAGAAUAUCUGUUUGGCGAGUUGGAGAAGCUGGCGAGCAAAUACCCGCAACACGUCCAGAACCUCCGCGGUAAAGACCGUGGCACCUUCAUCGCUUGGGAUGCCCCUAGGAGAGAAGAAGUGCUAGCGCUCGCCAAGGCCAAAGGUGUCAACAUGGGCGGCAGCGGUGACGCUGCCAUUCGCCUAAGGCCAAUGCUGGUGUUCCAGAAGAAUCACGCCGAUAUUUUCCUUGAAGUGUUGGAGAGCGUGUUCAAGCGGCUAUCGUAG